UUAUCUACCAGAAAUUCGUACGCAUCCGCAAAGUCGACACUUCUUUCGAAUGUUGCUAAUCCAUCACGUGACUUCGCAAGGAUCAUAUGGUUCCCCACACUUGGGUUAAGGAUGCGGAUGCAAUGCGGAGCCGCAGGAGGAGGGGGUUUGAGAAGUCUGCGGUAUUCUACCUUUGUACGAAGGGCAAAAAGUUCCGACCAAUCCAUCGUAGAGGCCGCUAAUUCCUCCUCUCCUCUUGCUUACCUCCGCAUGCGUCGUCGCUUACCCGCAAUCCAGGAACCCCUCAUCUUAUGCGCAGUGUCGGUUCCGACUCCAUGUUACGCUCUUAUCUGGGCGCAUGAGUGUUUCGAUACCUCAACGUGUUUGGUCAUGAGAGUCGAGGUUUGAGAGUCGACCGAACGUGGAAUACACUCUUCGGCGCCAUUAGCUAGACUAGUAAGCAUCAAAUACGAACCAUUAU
Messenger RNA from Mytilinidion resinicola, 460 nucleotides. RefSeq lists its product as uncharacterized. Lineage: Eukaryota; Fungi; Ascomycota; Dothideomycetes; Mytilinidiales; Mytilinidiaceae. The transcript has a single exon. The record is from RefSeq and is a predicted model, not a curated record. Bases 112 to 387 code for a protein of 91 amino acids.